Messenger RNA from Hordeum vulgare subsp. vulgare (domesticated barley), 1315 nucleotides. Its product is annotated as zinc finger CCCH domain-containing protein 1-like. Lineage: Eukaryota; Viridiplantae; Streptophyta; Magnoliopsida; Poales; Poaceae. Gene Ontology annotation, molecular function: mRNA binding; metal ion binding. The transcript has 2 exons. The record is from RefSeq and is a predicted model, not a curated record. Bases 287 to 961 code for a protein of 224 amino acids.
UUGCACCGCGGGUCCGCGGCGUUCGAUCCUCCGAUACCCAAUGCCAAUCCAAACAGAAACCCCCAAUCAGUUUCGCAAUCCUCAGCACAGCCAGCAAACGGACGCGAUUCCAACCCGAUCCCGGCUGCAGAGGCAGGAAAUCCCCCAGAAAUCCAAAGCCCCCUCCUUCCCUAUAAAUCCAUCUCCGCAUCGCAGUCUCUCUCGCUACCCCUGGUCCUCCUCUAGUCAAAUCUGUCUACCCGGCUGCGCCAACCUAGGGUUUAGUCCGGCGGCCAGCAGCUAGCCAAUGGAGGGGGAGAGCCGCGCCGCCGCCGCCAACGCCUUCAACGGCGCCCCGAUACGCCGCUGGGCGGAGGACGUGAUCGUGCUGUCCUCGGGGAGGCCGCCGCGGUCCGAGGAGGCGGUGGCGGGGCAGGGGCAGCGCACGGAGACGCCGCCGGAGAAGCUCUACUACAAGACCAGGCUCUGCGACAAGUACGAGGCCAGCGGCCGCUGCGUCUACGAGGACAGUUGCACCUUCGCGCACGGCCGCGCCGAGCUGCGCCCGCCGGUCGCCCCCCCCUCCCACGCCGUUUGGCGCAGGCCGCACGACCAGGAGCACGGCGGCGGGAGGGUGGGCCACAACUUCAGGGACAGGGGCACCUGCCAUUUCGGGGACAAGUUCGCCUUCCCCCACGCCGCCGCGCCGGCACCACCUGGUCACGCGAUUCACAUCACCGGGGACCAGAAGCUGCUGGCCGACGAGCGGAGGACCGCCACGCGGCCCGCGAUGCCAUCCUCGGCGACGCGCUACGGUGCUCCGGGCCCCGCCAGGGCGUUCCCGCCGGUGCCUGUCCCGGCCGCGCGUGAUCGUUUUGGCCAGAUGCCCGAGGAGGACGGUGGCCAAAAGCCCAACAGGCUGAUGCUCAUGAGCCUCCGGAAGACCAGCGGCAUCUACGGCGACUGGCCGGAGCAGUACUGAGUCUGAUCGAUCAGCCGUCCACCAUGGUCGCAUACCCAUAUAUAUAUUUAAUUCACAUUGCUGAUACAUAGCAACAAGAAAAUGGGUGGGGUUGAUCUUUCUCUGAAAGUGAACAACUUUAUCAUUGUGGUAUUUACCUGUGCUGCAUGAUUCCAACUGUUCUGAUUAAUCUGAGGCAUGUUGUCGAUCAUCCAAGGACUAAUCAGUCACGAUACCAAAAUUUGCUUACAAUGUUCAUCAAGAUCAUGAUAUUGAUACAGUACCAGACCUCGGCCAUCCAGGCACUCGUACAUGCCGCUAGCUCCUCCUUCAUUUCUCUGCUAUUAUGUUCCAUAUGUUACAAUUAGUGACUAC